Messenger RNA from Cylicostephanus goldi, 1045 nucleotides. NCBI's taxonomy places the organism in Eukaryota, Metazoa, Nematoda, Chromadorea, Rhabditida, Strongylidae. The record is from the annotation of a GenBank genome assembly.
GGAUGGCAGCUAGAAAGAGUAAAACGACGGACAAGGUCAAGUCUCUAGAAGAUUGCCUAUCUGAAUUGUCUGUAGCCGAUGAAAAUGUCGUACGAAGUGCUCUUUCUGCUGAACAAGAUCUCAGUAACUUUUCCGCGCAGGUAAAGGAAGAGCUGACGGAAGCACAUAAAGUAGCCGUUCGAGAGUGUAUACAAAACGCUGAGAAGCUGACAGAUCUCCACAAUCAAAUUGUGGCAUGCGAUCAGGUUUUCGAGCGGUUGGAGAAGAUGUUAUUGAGGUUUCAAGAUGACCUAGGGACCAUUAGCGAGGAUAUGAAAAGGCUGCAGGAUCAAUCCGUUUCCAUAAAUCAGGUGAACAUUAUUUCACCAACCCUUCUACUUGGCAGCGAAGCUACUAUUCCAGUAACAACAUUCACAGACUUGGAUUUGUCUUUUGUUAUGAAGCUCUUAUUUCAGGAGUUGGAGAAUCGCCAAAAGGUGCGCGGAGAGCUUAGCCAAUUUGUUGAUGAUAUCAUCGUACCACAAACCAUGAUUAAAGUCAUUAUGGAGGCUGAUGUUAGCGAUCGCAGCUUUCUGGAGCAGCUUCACGAGCUGCAGCACAAAAUCAGUUUUGUUCGCGCACAGGAGUUCAAGGAUGCUCGCGCUGUUUACGAUGUGAUGGGCGUCUUGGAGAGUCUUAAGUUUAAGGCUGUUGAGAAGAUACGGGAAUGGAUUUUGACGAAAAUUUACAUGUUUCGUAAGCCACUGUCGAAUUAUCAAGUGCCUCAGCAUCAGCUCUUGAAAUAUCACGCGGCUUCUAAAGAAGAUUUACUAGGCGCUGAGGAUUCAGUGAAAACGAGUGGUCUCACCGGGUUGUUUUCAGGAAAACCACACCAUCGAAACAGGGCGACAGUUUUUUCGCUGGGUUCUAGGCAGCAAAUCCUUACUCACGACUUCCUCAAUCCUCUUAUCGUUCCACACGCUGCUCAGGAGUCUAACCAAAAGGUUUGCAGGUUCUGCAUACACCAUUUCACCAACUUCCUUUUUUCCUCCUUUUGCUACUAGUU